CGGCUUUUUCAGAAUGGAGAGAAUUGAAAGAAAGCGAAGCCUGCAAAACCGAUGCUGACCUGGCCUUCUUGCUGUUGCACUUCUACAAGCGUUGGCACGUGUCAUCAACUCCGAGUAAGGGGCACCCCAGACCACCAGUACCACUGGUACUCAAGUUUCACGGAGGAAUCUGACCGUGAUCAUGAUGUAGCCAUUCCUGAGCAUGGUGUUCGUCCACUAAUUGGAGAGGAAGAAUUUGUUGCUUUGGAGUCAAGCAUGCACUCCAUGGACAUUAGUGAAGAUAAAUAUGACUCUGAGGAGAACCUUACGUACAGUAUGUCGUUUUUCACACACAGCAUGGAUGACUUUUAUGGGGACCCUAAUAAUUUGAACUUGGAAGACGGGGACAGCUCGGAUGAUGAUUUUUUACCUUCCCUUCAUCUACGGACUGUUAACGGGAAAGCACAUGAUUUGAAAGAAAUAUCUAUGGAUGAGGCUGUGCUUGAUUUUGAAAUGCCGGAUCCUCCAGUUGAGGAAAUAGAGAAAUUAUCAGAGCAGCAUAAAGUUGUUUCUGAGGAUGACCUUGUUGGAAAAAAAGCCAACAUCACAUAUAAUGACAACCUCCUUGCACUGGCCAUGUAUUUGAGAAUUCCAACAGAAAAGUGCAACCACAGAGACAAGUUGUCUGGACCAUGCCCUGGUUCUCAGCCAUUCCGGGUGACACUGAAACCACGGGGUACAGGAGUCGUCAUGGAAUGGAUAUGCUCGUUCGGACACACGGUGUGGCGUUGGAAUUCCCAGCCAACACUGAAAUUCGGUAUGCAGUCUGGUGAUUUCAUGUUGUCUAUGAACAUUCUCCUGUCUGGAAAUAACUACCGAAAAGUGGCCAUGCUUUUUAAAUUCAUGAACAUGGGAAUGGUUGCUGAGAGCACAUACUUCAGAAUUCAAGACUCCUACUGUAUUGAGCCAGUUCAGGAGUACUGGGAAGCAACUAGGGCUGAAGUCAUAGAUUGUCUACGUCUAAAGGACCAUGUUGUUGUCUUGGGUGAUGGCAGAAUGGACUCUCCUGGUCACUGUGCACAGUACUGUACGUAUACGACCAUUGAACAGGAUUCCAGAGACAUUGUGCACAUUGUCUCUGUUGACAAACGUGAGACCAACCGGAAUUCUGUAAUCAUGGAGAAGGAGUGUUUUGUAAGGACUAUGGAUGCACUGCUUACAGAAUUAAAAAUCAAAGAAGUGGUCACUGAUGCCCACUCACAGAUCACUGCCUUGCUGAAUCCUGAACGUGGGAAAUACAGGGCUUGGGGUAUCCACCAUUCACUUGAUAUUUGGCAUGCUGCUAAAAGUUUAAGCAAGAAACUUCGACGGGCUGGAUCAAUAAAGAACCAAACUGGAAUUAUGGUGUGGAUAAAAGACAUCGUCAAUCACUUCUGGUAUUGCAGCAAACAAGCCACAAAUGAAGAGCAUUUCAAGUUGAUGUGGGUUGGUGUGCUACACCAUGUAUGCAACGAGCAUUCGUGGGCAAGUGGCUUUUGCGAGCAUGAACCUCUUGAAGAGGGCAUUGAGAAUAAGCCCUGGAUCAUUUCAGGUUCUGCAGCUCACCAGACACUAACUGCCAUCGUACUGGAGAAAAGGUGGUUGACACAGGUCAAGAAGUUCAUAAACUUCAGGACCACAUCAGACCUGGAAAGCUUCCAGAACCACAUUUUAAUGUAUGCCGCAAAGCGCAUGUCUUACACGCCUUUUGUUUACAAGACCCGGACUUUGCUUGCGCGGCUAUAGACUACAACAAGCAUAACCGACGGCUGCCAGCACGCAAUCGAGAGGGACACAAGAUGUAUCGGCGGUCGUACAAUAAAAAAUCAAAGACUUGGGGGGUGUACACAGUGAAGGAAAAAAAACAAUAUUCUACAUCCCAGACAUACAGAGAGCCAUUCUGUCCAGGAGGUUGAGAAGUGGUACCGGCCUUCCCAGAAAUGUGUCAAUUAGGCCUGACGACCCAAGACGGCUGGGUCUCCUUGCUACAGUACAGCCACCACCCACUCACGAACUUGUAAGAGGACACAUAGCGAGAGGAAACAUAGUGUCCGAAAACCCACAAGACUAAAGGAUAACGGAACUGCAAUCUUCUAUACAGAAAUUUAUAGAAGAAAAUAUGUCA
This is a messenger RNA of Pimephales promelas (fathead minnow), 2143 nucleotides long. The record is from RefSeq and is a predicted model, not a curated record. NCBI's taxonomy places the organism in Eukaryota, Metazoa, Chordata, Actinopteri, Cypriniformes, Leuciscidae.